Molecule: messenger RNA, 876 nt
Organism: Onychostoma macrolepis
Lineage: Eukaryota; Metazoa; Chordata; Actinopteri; Cypriniformes; Cyprinidae
Gene: batf2
Product: basic leucine zipper ATF-like transcription factor 2
Exons: 4
Coding region: 217-738 (173 amino acids)
Biological process (GO): regulation of transcription by RNA polymerase II
Cellular component (GO): nucleus
Molecular function (GO): RNA polymerase II cis-regulatory region sequence-specific DNA binding; DNA-binding transcription factor activity, RNA polymerase II-specific
Source: RefSeq, a predicted model, not a curated record
ACAUCACAAAGACCCCAGAGCAGUUUAAAUCAUGACCAGUCACUGUAGUUGUUCAGACAACUUCUGCUUCAGCAUUCUUUCAACGCGCUUGCUUUCCAGUUCGAAGAAUUUUGCACAGUGCGGAAAUACUAAUAAAGACCGGCGACUUAUUCUGAAAGUAUACAUGCAAGCAUUUUGUUCUGAUUUAACUAUCGAAAAGCAUCCGUGCACUCGGAGAUGCCAGCUGCUGUCAUGGACAACUUUGACCGGGGAAGUCCUUUCUCUCAAAGUGAUUCUCAAAGUCCUCUUGAUUGGAGCUCACAGUCAGAAGACCACAGGCACCAUCGAAAAGAGAAAAACAGAGAUGCAGCUCGCAAGAGUCGCAGAAGACAGACAGAAAAGGCAGACGUCCUGCAUGAGGAACUCCAAACCCUAGAGCAGUCUAAUGCCGCAUUCAUAAAAGAAAUAGCUGAACUGAAGAAGGAGCUUCAAUUCUACACCACAGCCUUGGAACAACAUAUACCUCACUGCACUAAACUGUGUCCAGUUGAACCUUCAGUUAGUGUUACAGGAGGACCAUCCACAGCUACACCCUCUACCUCAGAUAUCACCUUCAACUCUGACCCCAACCUCUUGCCAGAACUUGCGUUCUUACCUGACACUAAUUCAGUGGAAUUAUCUCUAACAGACCUCUUCGAAAGUGAUGAUUGGUGUCCGUGGGACUCAGUGAAUGGAAAUGGCUGUCUACAGCAGUUUUAAGGAAGGAGGUAGAAGGGGGUAUCAAGUGCUGCAGCGGCCGCCGUGAUGCUCUACACAUGCAGGCACGUUUGAAGCAGUUCAUCCCCGCCCUGUGUGGAUCUGACCGAACCGAACCGACUGUACGGUAACGGAUUUAAU